This is a messenger RNA of Magnolia sinica, 1600 nucleotides long. RefSeq names its product defective in cullin neddylation protein AAR3-like. The record is from RefSeq and is a predicted model, not a curated record. NCBI's taxonomy places the organism in Eukaryota, Viridiplantae, Streptophyta, Magnoliopsida, Magnoliales, Magnoliaceae. Gene Ontology annotation, molecular function: ubiquitin conjugating enzyme binding; ubiquitin-like protein binding; cullin family protein binding. The coding region runs from base 302 to 811 and encodes 169 amino acids. Gene Ontology annotation, biological process: protein neddylation; positive regulation of ubiquitin-protein transferase activity. Gene Ontology annotation, cellular component: ubiquitin ligase complex. The transcript is spliced from 8 exons.
UGUAGAAACUGAUGGACGGAAUGGAUUUCACAUAGACGUCGCUAUGGGCCUCAUGCAGAUAAGUGUCACAGGAAAGUGCCUUCCGUAGCCGUGUCGCACUUCUCUCGUUGGUGAGAUUCCAGUUGGAGCGGCGAACCGGGUCGAGCUCUUGAAACACUCGUUCCACCGUCACUAUAAAAUACGGAAGAAGAAGGAAAGGGAGAGAGGGAGAGAGCUCUUCCCUCUAAGCUAGGGUUUUUGUUUCUUUAAUUGAUAAAAAAUAAAAAACCCCUAGCUUUUCCGAGCUGGAUUUCAACCAUCGAUGGACUCUCCUGGCUCGAAUCUGGUCGACAUCUACACUCGAUAUUGCGAGAUUAUAUCAAUAAAUGAACAUGCAAAAUCAAAAGAGGAAUUGGCUCUGCUUUCAAAGUUGGUUGACUCAAGAGGACAAUCAAGUGACAGGAGUGUGAUUUUUGACGACCUUUCCAAGCUCAUGUCACUCCUAAACUUGACUGUAGAUUCUCAUUCAUUCACAUGUUUCUAUGGGUUUGUGUUUUUCAUUUGCCGUGAAAAUGGGCAAAAGAACAUCGGUGUAAGAAGGGCUGUAGCUGUGUGGAGAUUAGUUUUGACAGGAAGGUUUCGACUUCUUAACCAAUGGUGUGAAUUCGUCGAGAAACAUCAUCGGCAUAAUAUUUCUGAGGACACUUGGCAACAACUUCUACCGUUUAGCAGAUGCAUACAUGAGGAUCUUGAAGGAUAUGACCCUAAAGGUGCUUGGCCUAUUCUCAUUGAUGAAUUUGUUGAGCAUAUGUACAGCUAUCGCUUAUUUUGAUAUUUUAGAUUUUAAAAGAGCUGGCUUAGAUUGGCUUUGAUAUACGGUUGCUGUGAGAUCAUCAUAGUUGGUAUUCAGAGAUAGAGCUGAUAGACAUGGCUUUCAUCUUGAAAUUAUCCUCCCUUGAAGUUUAUCCUCUGUCAUAGACUGCUAUUCAUUCAGAAGAUCUUCAUCAUUGCAGCUGCUGCUUGUUUUGAUAUAUUAGAUUUUCAAGAAUUUCGCAUAGAUUUUUUUUUAAUUUUUUUUUUACACACGCGCACACACCCCACACACUCACGCUAGUGGAAUUUCACCACCUAUGGGCACUCGAACCCUUGACCGGGAGUUGAAACUCCUGAGAGUCUACCACCCGAGCAUAGAUUGACUUUGACAUAACACUUAUUGUGAGAUUGUCAUGGUUGGUAUCAUAAAUCUAAAAUUUGCUGACUUGACUCAAAACUCAGUUUAGUCAACUUGACUCGAUGAGAUUUUGAGCCAGGUUCACUUGGAAAAUCAAUCUUGGGCCUGACCCGAUCGAGACUCAGGAAGACUCAUCAAGUCAAUUCGACGCAACUCGCCACAGCAAAAUCAGUCUUGGGAACUUAAGGUAUAAAACAUGGGGAAUUGAACCCACAACCUCUGGCAAAGGGGGAAGCAAGCUUAACUGGCAUGUCAACCAGUGGCUUGAUGACAAAAGUUCCAAUUUUAUAUUUACUUAUACUAAUUCCAAGGUCUGGCCCUUGAUAGAGUGAAAUGGCUGAACGGGAUUCAUGUAACCAACCCCAAUUAAUUGGGAUAGUGCUUAAAUGA